Octopus sinensis (East Asian common octopus) is the source of this 879-nucleotide messenger RNA. Its product is annotated as ATP-dependent DNA helicase PIF1-like. NCBI's taxonomy places the organism in Eukaryota, Metazoa, Mollusca, Cephalopoda, Octopoda, Octopodidae. Gene Ontology annotation, biological process: DNA repair; telomere maintenance. The transcript has a single exon. Bases 1 to 879 code for a protein of 292 amino acids. The record is from RefSeq and is a predicted model, not a curated record. Gene Ontology annotation, molecular function: DNA helicase activity.
AUGAAGCACAAUGCCAUAGCAGUGGCGGCAAGUGGAACAGCUGCAACUCUGCUAAGUGGUGACCGCACAGCUCAUUCCUGUCUCAAGCAUCCUUUGGACCUAUCCAAGAAAGAGAAGGCAAGCUGCAACAUCAGUCGUGGUUCUAUAAAAGGCAAACUUCAGGAUGAAUGCAGGUUGAUCAUCUGGGAUGAAGCGACAAUGAGCCAUAAGGUUUCCUUUGAAGCUCUUGACAUGUCCCUUCAGGUUCUGAGACAAAACACCAGGCUCAUGGGAGGUGCCACAGUCUUGUUUGCAGGAGACUUUCGACAAACCCUUCCAGUGGUUCCAAAGGGGACAAGAGCUGAUGAAGUAAAUGCCAGCAUAAAAUCAUCCUACAUAUGGAGCAGAGUGCAAAAGCUAAGACUCACAACCAGCAUGAAAGUGCAGUUCAUAGUGAUGAUGCAGACAACUUUUUCAAAGCAGCUGUUGGAUGUCGGUAAUGGCACUUUGGCUGGCGAGAAGUAUGGACGGACAAGCUUACCCUUUGGACAUAUGGUAUCUGAUUUAAAGGAACUAAUGAACAAAGUGUUCCCUAACCUGAGGAACCAGUUUACAUACCACAACUGGCUGAAAACCCGUGCCAUUUUAGCUCCAAAGAAUAUGGGAGUUAAUGAUUUGAACUUUAAACUUCUGGAGCAGUUGCCAGGUGAGCAUCACAUCUACAAUUCCAAUGACGCUGUACUCAACAUCGAUGAAGCCGUGAAUUAUCCAGUUGAAUUCUUGAAUAGUCUAACACCAGCUUGUCUCCCACCUCACAACUUUCACCCCAGGAUUGGGGCCCCAGCUACGCUACUUCGAAACCUCUUCCACCAAAGCUUUGCAACGACACACUACUUAUAA